AUGACUUUCCAACUCGGCGAUAAAAUCGGGGAAUUUCUGGAUCAAAACAAACCAUGCGAUAUCCGGGGCGGCAAGACACCUUCUGCCUAUGAAUCUGCUUUUGGUGAGACCACAUGGGAGACAUUUACCAAGAACAGUGCAUGGAAGAAGGGGUUUGACGAUAGCAUGAGCAUCCGGAAUAAAACAAUCUCGAUUCCAUGGUAUAAGAAAUACCCUGUGAAACAGCAUCUUUCUUCAACAGAAAUCAAAAAGGUUAUUGUGGAUAUUGGUGGGAACCAGAAUAUUGAUCUACAGCGCUUUGCAGAUGAUUUCCCUGAUAUGGACUUUGAGUUGGUUCUACAGGAUUUACCAGAGACAAUCAAAAGAAUCCCUGCUAGUACAUUAGUAUAUGACUUCUUCACGGAGCAAAAUAUUAAGGGUAAGCUGCAUAUCAUACACUUUGAAUGUAUAAUGAUAAGCUUGGCUAACUUUGAAGAAGGUGCGGAUAUCUAUUACCUCAAAUCCGUUCUCCAUGACUGGGACGAUAUCUCGUCUGUGAAGAUUCUUUCAAACACUGCCAAAUCGAUGAGGCCCCAGUCUAGUCUUCUCAUAAACGAGAUAGUUCUACUAGACACCUAUGAGUCACUUCUGAAAUGUGAUAUGGACAUGCUGAUGCCUUAUCUCUGCAACGGAAUGGAGCGUACUAUAACGCAGUGGGAAGAGCUGCUGGCUAAGGUUGAGCCUGCCUUGAAACUUGUCAAUGUGUGGUCAGCGCCAGGAGAUCAACAGAGUGUAAUUGAGGCGCAACUAGCUUAG
Penicillium angulare is the source of this 795-nucleotide messenger RNA. RefSeq lists its product as uncharacterized. The record is from RefSeq and is a predicted model, not a curated record. The transcript has 2 exons. Gene Ontology annotation, molecular function: O-methyltransferase activity. NCBI's taxonomy places the organism in Eukaryota, Fungi, Ascomycota, Eurotiomycetes, Eurotiales, Aspergillaceae. The coding region runs from base 1 to 795 and encodes 264 amino acids.